Spinacia oleracea (spinach) is the source of this 1149-nucleotide messenger RNA. RefSeq names its product expansin-A7. Bases 90 to 905 code for a protein of 271 amino acids. The record is from RefSeq and is a predicted model, not a curated record. NCBI's taxonomy places the organism in Eukaryota, Viridiplantae, Streptophyta, Magnoliopsida, Caryophyllales, Amaranthaceae. Gene Ontology annotation, biological process: plant-type cell wall organization. Gene Ontology annotation, cellular component: extracellular region. The transcript has 3 exons.
CUUAUUCAUCAAAAACUCAUACAUCUCUUAGUUUAUCUCAUUCUAAGUUAAGAGUCAAGUUCGCCAAAAAGUAUUGUUUAAUCGUAAUUAUGGCUUCGCAUUUGCAAAAAUCGUGGCGAUUAAGCCUGUUUUGUUCAUUAAUGGUGCUAUUAGGAAUGGUGAGACUGUCAACUGGAUAUGCUACUACUCACUUCAAGCCAAGUAGAUGGAACUCUGCUCAUGCAACUUUUUAUGGUGAUGAUAGUGCCUCUGAAACAAUGGGAGGUGCAUGUGGAUAUGGAAAUUUGUUCAACAACGGGUAUGGUACAAAUACAGCUGCAUUGAGCACAGUAUUGUUCAAUAACGGGUAUGGUUGCGGUAGUUGCUACCAAAUUAUGUGUGUUGGAUCAAAAUGGUGUAAUAAGGGUCGUUAUGGCCACGGCUCGACUUCCAUUACCGUUACCGCCACAAAUCUAUGCCCUCCGAACUGGAGUCAGGAUAGCAAUGCCGGUGGUUGGUGCAACCCGCCUAGAGUCCAUUUCGACCUCUCCAUGCCCGCGUUUAAGCAACUCGCAUUUUGGAAGGCUGGCAUCGUUCCUGUCCAGUACCGCAGGGUUCCAUGUGCGAGGAAGGGAGGCAUCCGGUUCAGCUUCCAAGGGAACAACUACUGGCUACUAGCAUCUAUAAUGAACGUUGGUGGUGGGGGUGACAUAGCUAGAAUCUGGGUCAAAGGAACGAGAACCGGGUGGAUUAGCAUGAGCCACAAUUGGGGAGCUUCUUACCAAGCCUUUUCUCAAUUAGGAGGCCAAUGUCUCUCCUUCAAAAUCCAAUCUUACUCUACCCGUGAAACUAUUGUUGCUUACGACGUCGUUCCAGCUUAUUGGAGUGUUGGCAUGACUUAUCAAGCUAGAGUCAACUUUCGAUGAUUCAAUCAUGACCCUUGAUUUUCUUGUAUUUAAAUUUCCCUUUUUUUUAAAUGGGUUGGUCAAUGUUAUAGUGCAUCAUAGAUCUUGAUGCCUAUUGGCCCUUUAAUAGGAUAUUUAAGUUUUGUAUGUGUAAUUUAUGUUUAGCUCUUUGCUUUAAUCUUGUAUCUUAUGUGUAGCUAUUGAGAAUGAGUGGCUCCGAGAUACAAACGAUAAUGUAAAAUUUCAAAUUGUCAAAUUGUGAAGU